UCAGUCACUUCCUGUCAUAUUUCUUUCUUUCUUUUUUCUGACGGAGUAAAGUUCGGUUGGAAAAAAUGGGUCGCCGUCCAGCGAGAUGUUAUCGUUACUGCAAAAACAAGCCAUAUCCUAAAUCACGUUUCUGUCGUGGUGUACCCGAUCCCAAAAUUCGUAUCUUCGAUUUGGGCAGAAAGAAGGCUGGUGUCGAAGAUUUCCCCCUGUGCGUGCAUUUAGUGUCCGACGAAUAUGAACAGCUCAGCAGUGAAGCCUUGGAAGCUGGCCGCAUUUGCUGCAACAAAUACCUGGUGAAAUUCUGCGGUAAGGAUCAAUUCCACAUCCGCAUGCGUUUGCAUCCAUUCCACGUUAUUCGCAUCAAUAAAAUGUUAUCGUGUGCCGGAGCUGAUAGGCUCCAAACUGGAAUGCGUGGUGCCUUUGGCAAACCCCAAGGUACUGUAGCCCGUGUACGCAUUGGACAACCCAUCAUGUCGGUGCGUUCCAGUGACAGAUACAAGGCUCAAGUCAUUGAGGCUUUGCGUCGUGCGAAGUUCAAGUUCCCUGGCCGUCAAAAGAUCUACGUCUCAAAGAAAUGGGGCUUCACCAAGUACGAGCGUGAGCGUUAUGAGGAAUUGCGUGAUGACAACCGUUUUGAAUCCGAUGGUUGCAAUGUCAAAUACAGGCCAGAACAUGGACCCAUGGCUGCCUGGGAAAAGGCUCAACGUGAUGCCAUGGCUUAAAACACACACAUGCAAGGUGGUGUAAAUUUGUAUAAAUUUUGUUAAACAAAAAUGAAAAUGAGAACCCCCCCAUAACAACACAAGUGAACAUCUUUUGUGAAAAAAAAUAAAUAAAUUUCUUUAAAUAAACAAGAAGUGAUGGACAGUCGAUUUUGUUCAUUCGCUUGGAAAAAAAAUUUA
Stomoxys calcitrans (stable fly) is the source of this 902-nucleotide messenger RNA. It is a transcript of the gene RpL10, whose product is annotated as large ribosomal subunit protein uL16. The record is from RefSeq and is a predicted model, not a curated record. Gene Ontology annotation, cellular component: ribosome; cytosolic large ribosomal subunit. Lineage: Eukaryota; Metazoa; Arthropoda; Insecta; Diptera; Muscidae. Bases 66 to 722 code for a protein of 218 amino acids. Gene Ontology annotation, molecular function: structural constituent of ribosome. The transcript has a single exon. Gene Ontology annotation, biological process: translation; ribosomal large subunit assembly.